Prunus armeniaca (apricot) is the source of this 1413-nucleotide messenger RNA. Lineage: Eukaryota; Viridiplantae; Streptophyta; Magnoliopsida; Rosales; Rosaceae. The record is from the annotation of a GenBank genome assembly.
AUGUAUUGGGUUUCUCAAAAUCCCCCACCAGCACAUCUUUUCUUAAUUUCUGGUGACAGGGAUUUUGCUACCAUUUUGCACAGGUUAAGAUUGAACAACUACAAUAUAUUGCUAGCAAGUCCAGAAAAUGCUCCUGGUGUCCUCUGUAGUGCUGCAAGUAUCAUGUGGCCAUGGCAUGCUUUGCUUACAGGUGAAAACCUCAGUGGAAAGUAUUUUAACCAACCACCUGAUGGUCCCUAUGGUUCUUGGUAUGGCCAUUACAAGGUGCCUCUUGAAGACCCAUACUCAGUCAUUGAGCAGCCAGCAUGUUCACAGACUGAGAAGUUGUCUGAACCUGGUUCAGAAUCUAAGCCUCGUCCGAUUCCAAAUACGGUCAUGAAGCAAAUUAGUCAGAUAUUGAACUCACAUCCUAAAGGAAUCUCCAUUACAAACCUUCGCAUGGAGCUUGGAAAAUGUAAUAUGAGUUUAGAUAGAGACUUCUAUGGGUAUAAAAAGUUUUCCCACUUUCUUUUAUCAAUGCCACAUAUUUUAAAGCUCCAAUCAGUAGGUGAUGGAAACUUUCUUGUACAUGGUGGAAGCACAAAAUCAUCUGAACCAUGUCAGUCCAAUGUAGGUAUGUCCACAGAGUCCAGUGGUGAUAAUGGAGGCUGGGAUCUCAGUUUAGCUUCACAGUUAGAUUAUGAAGACAAAUCUAUUAAUAUAAGUACAAAUGGAAAGUUGUCAUCACCUACAUCCCAUGAACCAAAUGUGGGAGACCCUAUAGAAUUGCAAUCGCCCUUUUCCCCUAAGUCAGAUGGGAAGUCACUAUUGGCUCCUUCCCCUGAGAAUGUGAAGUCUUCAGCAAAACCACAUCUUUCUCCGCUUGAUGAGAAGUCACUGUCCACUCCUUCCCCUGAUAAUGUGAAGGCUUCAGUGCCCAUUGAUGAGAAGUUUGUCGAAGUGGCUAAAAAUUUAGAUACUGAGCCUCAUUUUCCUCCGGCGGUUGCACAAGAUUCUGCAUCUGAGGUGGGUUAUUUUAACAGGAUUUGGAGAAAAUGGUUUGGCUGUAGUGAUAAUGUUUCAGGGACUAGAAGUCAUGACAGUCCGGAAAAACAUUACACUUCUGAUAAUGUCACUGAGAAGGAAGACGAUGACACCCCAGUGAAACAGUGUACUUCUGUUGGUAACUCUAGACAAAGAAAAGAUAAGGAAAAGUCUGUGGGAUCAACGAGUCAGGUUGUUGAUCAAGCACCUCCUACUUCAUCUUCUUCAUCCUAUAAUGAAUCAGAUAAGGACAACAAAACUGCGACAAGAACAAGUCGAGGGAUUUUUGGUCAGAUAACCAACCCUGAUGAACACUCACUCUCAAGAACACAUGCUCUUUUCGACGGAUUCAUUUUGGGGCGACAUGGAAUCAUUCAUGGACACACCUAA